This is a messenger RNA of Penicillium canariense, 2547 nucleotides long. RefSeq names its product Sin1 family protein. Gene Ontology annotation, molecular function: phosphatidylinositol-4,5-bisphosphate binding. The coding region runs from base 1 to 2547 and encodes 848 amino acids. The record is from RefSeq and is a predicted model, not a curated record. Gene Ontology annotation, cellular component: plasma membrane; TORC2 complex; cytoplasm. The transcript is spliced from 3 exons. Lineage: Eukaryota; Fungi; Ascomycota; Eurotiomycetes; Eurotiales; Aspergillaceae. Gene Ontology annotation, biological process: TORC2 signaling.
AUGUCUCUUCUUCACAACGAAGACUUUACCAUCUGGCAAUUACGCUCGACGUACCUCUCCACCAUUAAAGAUGGGAUUGGAGACCGCCUGAUCAACGUCAACAACUCCGUCCUCAAUACUCCUGGAUUUCGCGCCGCGGGCUGGUCCUCCGCAUCCACCAGCAACGCCCAGAUCAAACGCACCCAUUCCCCUCCUAUUCCAACCACAGCUGCUGUCUCCUCGGAAUAUUACCGACUAGCAGUACGAGAUGCAAACGCGGCGAGAGUUGAAGUGCAAGGGCUCGGCCUGGAGGACGGCGAGGAUGAUGAAGGGGGUAUGGUGACCGGCAAGAGCCAUGUGGACGGUGCAGGGCGACGGCAUCAUGGACGGACUGGAAAGAAGAAGGGCAGGCGAGAUCGCCACCAAGAGGCUCAGCGACAGGCCGAGGUGGAAGAUGACGAUAGCAGCGAUUUGAGUGACGACAGCGAUGAAGAUGGUGACAGCAUGCACAGCACUGUCGAUCAGAUCAAGUUUUCCAAGAUGCCCCUGCGCCGAGACCGAGCCGAUUCCUCCCCUAUUCGCUCUCUAGACCAGCGCGAACGGCCAGAGGUCACGAUCACAUCCCCCUCAACCCAGAAUGUUGUAGGCCAUUACCGCACAGGAUCACUGGGGACAGCAGUAUCAAGCAAGGAGCAACGACCGCGACGAGAUACCACAACAAGCAGUGAUCUUUCCACCGACAACGAAGUUGACACGCACGGUUAUCAUCAGCCCGGCCAGGUUCAAUUUUCCACAACCGAUCAGGUGGUUGAGCGUCCUCGAAGACGGCGUGAGAGAACAGGCAGUCGUGGAGCUGAUAGUAUCAUGCUCGAGGACUUGCAUGAGCAAGAUGAAGACUCGGGGGCCGAGUCUGUUGGAUCUGCACUCUCCUCUGAAUUCGAUGCCACUGCCGGUUCUGGCUCACUGCUGUUGGCUGGGGUAGGCAUGACCGGCUCAUCCUCGCCGAUGGCCCUGAUGCACAAAUUGCCCAGUGGAACUGGGCCGAGUGCCAACACUUCGCCGCGCAAAUCCAAAACUCCUGCCCCCGAAUUGCAUGAUCUUCCGCCCCCGCGGCCCAUCAGCAGAGUACAGCCAGUCAGCUUAUUGACGAAACAGCUGACAUCCCGUAAACGUGCACCGAGCAACCCAGUUGAGAGAUUCAUGGUUCUCUCGGGACGAGGUCUGGUGGAUCCAUUAUAUUUGAAGAUCUACGUCCCAUUUUCAUUGGAUCCUGAUGAACCUCUGGAUUUGCCAGUCAUACGCGAGUCGAAACUUGCUGAGCAGCCCGCUCCAAUCACCGUUGCGGAGACAAUUGGUCUUGCUCUUUGGAAGUAUUCUGAAGAUUCACGAGAGCCGUCUCUGGAGCGCGACAGGCUGACUGUGAACCGAUGGGCUCUUCGCAUGGUCGACGACGGGGAGGUCGAGUACGACUUCCCGGCGCUUGGACGAACACUUCCCAUGACAGACUUUACAUCGAACAAUAACCAAGCAGCGAAGGCGCGAGGACGCUCACGGGGCAAACCCUAUGAUGAGUUUGCCCUGGUAGAGGCCUCCAACGCCGAGUUUGAGGAGAACGAACGUUUAUACCCCCAGUACAGCGGGAGUCUUGGGUCUGAUGAUGGCGAUCAACAGACGAACCUUGCUGUGCCACGAGCUCCCCCGGCCCAGCCUGCUUCGCCAGCCAAGACCACCAUGGGUCGGGUGAACCCGAUUCUGGGCCAACCAUUCUCGUCUGCGCUGAAUGACAAUACGUUAACCCCGGCAGAUCGGCCCGUGGUCCCGGUUUCCCAUGCUACUCCUCGACUUGGUGUCUCUAAAACCUUGAAGAUUCGCUUUAUCAACCUGGAAGCCUCUGCUCAUGUCACGACCUUCAACACAUUCUCCGACAGCUACAUCGCUGAGAUUCUGGAUUCGGUGUGUAAGCGCUGGGGGUUGGAUAAAGGGAACUAUCUCCUCAAGGUGAUGGGAUCGAAUACCAUCGUACCGCUAGAUCGCACUGUGGAGGCGUUGGGUAACAUCACAGAGCUGGACCUUGUCCGUCGCCGGUUUGGCCACGGCCCGCUUGCCAUGGGUGGCUCGCCAGGCAGCUCCUCACCAAACGCACCCUUGAUGGUGGACAGCAAUAAUCCGACGGCCGUCAAGAAGGGCAAAAAGAGUAAUUUGCCGUCAUCCUCGCAGAAACAAGACCUCAUCGGCGGGUACUAUCGCCGCUAUCACGUCUUCCGCAAGCAACCCAUGUCGUUUACUGCCUCGAAUCAUCGAAUCCUCACCUUUGACAAUGACUACAUGCACAUCAUGGCCGGGGAUACGGGAAAGACCGUAUCCAACUCCAAGACACGCUCGAUUAGCUUUAAUGAAGUGGUCGGCUCUAAGGUCAGCCGGCGACACCCCAAAAGCUUCCGAGUCGUCGUUCUGCGCGGCAAUGAUGCCACAGAGCAGAAGCGCUACGAUUUUGAGGCGCGGAACCCGCUGGAGGCAAUUGAAAUUGUGGACGAGAUCAAGAAGAACAUGCAACAUUAUCGCACUUGA